UGUUGACACAGCAGGUUGCAGCACCAGAAUGUGCAUUAGAAUUUGCAAGGAGCUUAAACUACAAGUCCCACAAAGCCGCUCGCCAGUCUUCACAGACGACAACAAACCCCAUGAUUUUUGAGGAACUUGGAGGAGGAAGAGAAAGUAAACGUAGAAAUGUAAAAGACAAAAAGACAACGGGAGGGAUACAAUUAUAUAUUUUACUGCAUGGCUACAUGUAAAGAAAUAUAAUAAAAAAGUGUAGCUUGGAAAGAGGGCAAGUAACUUUGUUUGUGGCAUUCGACUAACACAAUCAAUCAGGUAGUGGCGGUUCUUUGCGAAAGUAUCAUCACUGAAAUCAUCACCCGAGACUCAGUGGCUCUAGUGAACAAGUCAGGCAGUACAUUGCGUUACGGCGAAAAGUUGUCAUUGUGACCGGCGGGUCUAAAGGGAUUGGUAGAGGGAUUGUCAAAGUAUUUGGUAAGAAUCAAAGUUGCUUUUUGAAGUUAGUUUGUUGGGAUUUGAGCAGAGUGAGGUACUGGUGCAACAAUAAUUUGCUAUUCUGUUGUUUUUUUCUCAGUGGAGAAUGGAGCCAAAGUUGUCUUCUGUGCAAGAGGGGGUGAGUGUCUGCACAUUUCUUAGAUUUUUUUUGCUCAGAUUAAAGUAUACCUUUUCAGGUGUGGUGGAACUGGUGGCUUCUACGGUUGUGGCUAGAUGGAGUACAGCUAUGUACCAAAAGUUGCAUGUUCGAGUUGCGUCGGUGACAACUGUAGUAUUGUAGCUAAGCCUAACCCUUUUCUCCUAACCUGCUACGUUAAUUAUCAUAGCCUGCUACUUUAAUUAUCCUAACCUGCUACGUUAAUUAUCCUAAACUGCUGCAUUAGUUAUCCUAACCCGCUACAUAAAGUAACUUCUUUAUGCUGCUCCAUCUAGCCACAACUGUAGAAGCCAUCAGUUACGAGAAACCAUCAGAAUCACCACACAGGUAUCAAUAAUGUGUCUCAGAAUCUUCAUUCAUCAGUAAUCCAUUGUUGAAGACUUUAUUAGUCAUAAUAAAAUCAAUUUCUACAUCAUCUUUACAUUGCAUAUUCAUAAGUUUACUGUAUUCUUAUUUUUUUGAAUUUUCUUAUUUUUUUAUAGUGGCAGAAGGACAGGCUCUAGAGGCCGAGCUGAACAGGGCAGGGCCAGGGUCAUGCACAUUUGUCCCUUGUGACAUCUCCAAAGAGGAGGACAUAAAGGUAGGGCUUCUGGGCAAUGAUUGAUCUUAUAGAGCAGUGAAAUGAGAGUCAAAUGAUCACUCAUAUGCACACCAUUUCAACAGAGUUUAUAUCCUCAUUCCUCAAUGGAUCACAUGACCUGUGGUUUAUCAGAAUGCUUACUAUUACGUUUUGCAUUGUAAUCUACACUCCACCUAUCUUUAGUCUUUGUUGGAUUAUCUCUGCCUGCGAAAGGACUCUUCUCCACUGAGUUUACUCACAGCUCUAGCAAGCCCCUUGUCCCUCAUUUGAAGGUCUGCUUAUAAACUGCUUAGAAAUCACUAUUAAAGGCCCAGUCGGUCAUUAUUUGAAGCUCUCUUUGUUUCCUGUGCCCUGGUUUCCUCCCAUGUUUUUUAUGCUUGCCUCCCAGACUGAGAGUUCGCUCAUAGGCAUUGAGGUCUGUGCUGACAUACAUUUAUUAAUUAGUAAAAAUGUAUUAAUCAACAAAAACAAAAAAUAUAUAUAUUGGAGUGGACAGAUAGAUGAAGCCACAUCCGACAAUUAAAAUGUAUUAGUGAUCAGACUUUAACACUGCAAGGCGGACGUCCUUCAGUGCGUUUCCAUAAUGUUUUACAUUUACAUUUAGGUCAUUUAGCAGAUGUUCUUAUCCAGAGCAACUUCUGUUUUUUCUACAUGUCUUUCUCAAAGAGCCUUAGCGACACUCCAGCUACCCGUCCAAUCAUCAAUCAUCAUAGUGACAUUGCUAUAACCUGUUUUGUGUGUUUGACUGAGGGACGUGGGUAUGCUUGUAUGUUAUUUUAGUGGUGUGUCAAGCUGGUUUUUCAGCUUAGGCUCUAUGUAGCAAGUUAGGUAGGUACAUAGGUAAUGGGAUCAUAGGUACACAUACCUGGAGAUAGCAAUUAUAAAUGUCUUACAACAGUGUGGUGGUCAAUGACAGAGUGCAGUCAACUCAACGUAUGAUAUUCUCUCUGCAGAGGUUGAUUGCAGUGACAGUGGAGCAUUAUGGUAAAAUAGACUGUCUGGUCAACAAUGCUGGGUGGCGUGAGUAUCUGCUAUAAUUUUGUACGAGAACUGAUGUUGUUAAGGAAAGAAAGAAAGGAAAUUCUAUAUCCACAAAUCAGGUGAUAGGUGGUAUACUAAUCCACGUCCAGGCACUUAAAAAGGCAAGCCGUUAUUUAAACAGGCAUAUUCAAGCAUUAAAAACACAUACACUGAGUGAACAAAACAUUAAGAACACCUUCCUAAUAUUGAGUUGCACCCCCCCCAUUUGCCCUCAGAACAGCCUGGACUCUACAAGGUGUCGAAAGCGUUCCACAGGAAUGCUGGUCCAUGUUGACUCCAAUGCUUCCCACAGUUGGCUGGAUGUCCUUUGGGUGUUGUACCAUUCUUGAUACACACGGGAAACUGUUUAGGGUGAAAAACCCAGCAGCAUUGCAGUUCUUGACACAAACCGGUGCGCCUGGCACCUACCACCAUACCCCGUUCAAAGGCACUUACAUCUUUUGUCUUGCCCAUUCACCCUCUGAAUGGCACACAUACACAAUCCAAGUCUCAAGGCUUAAAAGUCCUUCUUUAACCUGUCUCAUCCACACUGAUUGAAGGAGAUUUAACAAGUGACAUCAAUAAGGGAUCAUAGUUUUCACCUGUAUUUACAUUUACGUCAUUUAGCAGACGCUCUUAUCCAGAGCGACUUACAGUUAGUGAGUGCAUACAUUUUCAUACUGGCCCCCCGUGGGAAACGAACCCACAACCCUGGCGUUGCAAGCGCCAUGCUCUACCAACUGAGCUACAGGGGACUUGUAUUUACCUGGUCUGUACACUCAGUGUAUAUGCGUUGCAGCAUCAAACCGAUCACAUCCUGAUCCUCACACCCUGACAAAGGGGCAAGCCGCAACGCGGAUGUAUUUUUAAUGCUAUACUGGUUUUCAUCGUUUUUUAAGACCUGCAUAAGUUCCUGGAGGUGGAUUUUGAACCACUUAACACUUUUUUGUGUAUAUGAAAUUUAUGUUUUUUUCCCCCUCUUCUAAUAAUAAUAUACCAUUUAGCAGACGCUUUUAUCCAAAGCGACUUACAGUCAUGCGUGCAUAAAUGUUUGUGUAUGGGUGGUCCCGGGGAUUGAACCCACUACCUUGGCGUUACAAGCGCCGUGCUCUACCAGCUGAGCUACAGAGGACCACACAAUUCCCAUACUCCAUAGCCAUUUGGAUAGUGUUUAUGCUGUAUUAAUUGAGUUCCCUCUCUUUCAUCCCCUCUCAGACCCACCUCAUAAACCCACAGAUGACACUACUGCAGAUGAGUUCAGAGAUCUUUUGAAUCUUAACCUCAUUAGUUACUUCCUGGCCUCCAAAGUAAAUCAUUCACUCAUUAUAUUGACUUUACUGAAAGCCUUCAGGUAUAAUGCUUUAUUACUUGUUAUAAGCAUGUAUGAGCCUUAAUAAAGUGUUAUUAUAUGGCUUAUAAUAUGUUUUGUUUCAUCACGGGAUCUCCUCACCUCUCUCCCCUCCUCAGUAUGCCACCUGCGACAGCGCCAGGGGAACAUCAUUAACUUGUCCAGUCUGGUGGGCUCCAUUGGUCAGAAAAAUGCAGCACCAUAUGUAGCCACAAAGGUGAACUAAACGUCUAGAUAACAGUAUGCAUCAGUACUUUAUCCCACAGGCUUGGAGAAGUAGGCCAAACAGGGUUGAUGUGUCUCUUUUCCUCCACAAGGGGGCGAUCAUUGCCAUGACAAAAGCCAUGGCUGUGGAUGAGAGUCGGUACCAAGUGAGAGUCAACUGGUGAGUAGAACUGGCAUCUGUCUCCUUUUACAAACUUUUAUUAUUUUCUACUUCCUUUUUUCUCUUUCCCUCCGUCUGUCCUGUUUUUAAAAUACUUUUGUAUUUUUCCACUUUUUCUCUGAUCUCUAGCUCUGUUUGCUACAGUCUAAAUGUGUAAUCUCUUUUAGCAUCUCCCCUGGUAAUGUGAUGACACCUCUGUGGGAGGAGCUGGCUGGACAGACUGCAGAUACCUUGGCUACCAUUAAAGAGGGAGAGAACGCUCAGGCAAGUGCUCACUGGACAGGAGCCAUACAAGAUAAGAUAUAAGAUGAAAUAUAAGAUCUGUUACAAUGACAUAUUUCAGAAUGCAUUGAAAAGGGAGGGUUGGUAGAGACUUCCUAAUUUCACUUGCAUCUCUCAUCUUGAUGAACCUGAUGCCUUAUCUGUAACAUUCUUCCUAAUCUCCAACAGCUGCUUGGUCGAAUGGGGACAGAAGCUGAGAGUGGGUUGGCUGCUCUGUACCUGGCUGCUGAUGCUACGUUCUGCACUGGGAUAGACCUUCUGCUUAGUGGAGGGGCAGAACUCAACUAUGGCUACAAGAGCCAGGUCCCAUGAGCAGGCCUGUCACUCCGGGCCUAGUGCCUACCUGACCAAUAACAGGACCUGUUCUGUUCUACUGCCAUCCUGCUUGAGAUUAUUGAACCAAUAAUCUUGUUUUAACCAUAGCCACGGGAUGUAGAGGUGCUUGGGGUGCUACAGCACCCCCUGGUGGUGAGAUUGUAACGCUGCAAGAAUUUGUGUUGUUGCAAUAAAAAACAAUUAAACUA
Messenger RNA from Coregonus sp. 'balchen', 4776 nucleotides. The record is from the annotation of a GenBank genome assembly. Lineage: Eukaryota; Metazoa; Chordata; Actinopteri; Salmoniformes; Salmonidae.